Molecule: messenger RNA, 3809 nt
Organism: Camelus dromedarius (Arabian camel)
Lineage: Eukaryota; Metazoa; Chordata; Mammalia; Artiodactyla; Camelidae
Gene: CPQ
Product: carboxypeptidase Q
Exons: 8
Coding region: 128-1546 (472 amino acids)
Biological process (GO): peptide catabolic process; thyroid hormone generation; proteolysis
Molecular function (GO): metallodipeptidase activity
Source: RefSeq, a predicted model, not a curated record
CCAGGGCCGCGUCGGGGGUGUGGCGCUGCCACCUGAAGGCCUGGGCCUCGAGCCUGCCCUAGGCGCUGUCGCCGCCGCCGCCGCCGCCGCCGCGCUGCUCGACCAGGAAGAGAACCAACUGGAAAAAAUGAAGUUCCUUCUCUUCAUAUUCGUUGGUGUCGUUCACCUUUUAUCCUUGAACUCUGGGAAAGCUAUAUAUAAGAAUGAUAUCUGUCAGAGGACUUUUCAAGAAAUAAAAGAAGAAAUUGCCUGUUAUGGAGAUGUUGCUAAAGCAAUCAUCAACCUUGCUGUUUAUGGUAAAGCCCAGAACAGAUCCUAUGAGCGAUUGGCACUUCUGGUUGAUACUGUUGGACCCAGACCAAGUGGCUCCAAGAGCCUAGAAAAAGCCAUCCAAAUCAUGCACCAAAACCUGCAGGAAGAUGGGCUGGAGAAUGUCCACCUGGAGCCUGUCAAAAUACCCCACUGGGAAAGGGGAGAAGAAUCUGCUGUGAUGCUGGAGCCGAGAAUUCACAAGAUGGCUAUUUUGGGCCUUGGCAGCAGCAUUGGGACACCCCCAGAAGGCAUUACAGCAGAAGUUCUGGUGGUGACCUCUUUCAAUGAACUGCAGAGAAGGGCCCCAGAAGCAAGAGGGAAGAUCGUCGUUUAUAAUCAACCUUAUACCAACUACUCGAGGACUGUGCAGUAUCGUGUCCAGGGGGCUGUGGAAGCUGCCAAAGUGGGGGCUUUGGCAUCCCUCAUUCGAUCGGUAGCUUCCUUCUCCAUCUACAGUCCUCACACAGGUAUUCAGGAAUACCAGGACGGUGUGCCAAAGAUCCCAACAGCGUGUAUUACAGUGGAAGAUGCAGAAAUGAUGUCAAGAAUGGCUUCUCGUGGGAGCAGAAUUGUCAUUCAGCUGAAGAUGGGAGCAAAGAACUACCCAGAUGCUGAUUCCUUCAACACUGUAGCCGAGGUCAUUGGUAGCAAGUACCCAGAGCAGGUUGUACUGGUCAGCGGACAUCUGGACAGCUGGGACGUUGGGCAGGGUGCCAUGGAUGAUGGAGGCGGGGCCUUUAUAUCCUGGGAAGCACUCUCACUUAUUAAAGAUCUCGGGCUGCGUCCAAAGAGGACUCUGCGUUUGGUGCUUUGGACUGCAGAGGAGCAAGGGGGAAUUGGUGCCUUCCAGUAUUACCAGUUACACAAGGCAAACAUUUCCAACUACAGCCUUGUGAUGGAGUCUGACCUGGGAACCUUCUUACCCUCUGGGCUGCAGUUCACCGGCAGUGAAAAGGCCAGAGCCAUCGUGGAGGAGGUCAUGAGCCUUCUGCAGCCCAUCAAUAUCACACAGGUCUUCGGGGCCGGAGAAGGGACAGACAUUAACUUCUGGAUCGAAGCCGGAGUGCCUGGAGCCAGUCUGCUCGAUGACCUCUAUAAAUACUUCUCCUUCCAUCACUCGCACGGAGACACCAUGACUGUCAUGGAUCCAAAGCAGAUGAAUCUUGCUGCCGCUGUCUGGGCUGUCGUCUCUUACGUCAUUGCGGACUUGGAAGAGAUGCUGCCCAGGUCUUAGUAGGAACAAGGGCGAAGGCCCUUUUGUCCUUUCUGACGAGGAAUCCUGGGCCUGCAGUUUCAGGAGCCCUCUCUUCACCUAACAACUUCAUCUGGUCAUUUACAAAGCACAACACUGUUUCAUAUUUUUCUGAUAUCAUCUUUCUUGAUACUUUCCAAAUUCUCUGUUUCUAGUAUAAGGAGUGAUCUCCAUCCCUACAUAGAAUCAACAUACGGUUGGGAUCACAGUUGAGGCAUUUCUUUAUGCCACAUAUAAGAAUAUUGUUUCUACUUUGAGAGUAAAUACUGGAUAAAUCUUUGGAAUCCCUCUGGCUUUUAUGCAUGUAUUUUUGAACAUUAAAUCAAAUACAGUAAUGCCAAUUUUUUUUGGUUUUAUGUUAUUCAUUGAAGGAGUAGAGGAAUACACAAUUGUAGUAUGGUUUUAAUUGAAUGUAUGGAUGCAUCUGGCUUUCUAAUUUGUACCUUUUUAUAUUAUUAGAAUUUUUUAAAAUGAGAUAUGGAAUUUUAAUUAACAGAAAAAAUAUAUGACACCAUUUGGGGAAAAAAAAUCAAGUAUCUAUAAUCCAAUUGCCUUAUUAAAACUCUAUCACCGGACACAUGAUAAGACUAUUUUACAUUUAUGUUUUAUAUAGUUCACAUGAUAUUUCUGUGAAGUUGGGGCUUAUUCACAUUUUGCCAAUAACAAGAUUGAGGCUCAGAGAGGCUCCUAUAGAGCAAAAUUUUGAUCCCCAUCCACUCUGGGCCCCCUACUGCUGCCUUACUGGAGGAGGAUGGAGGAGUUGGGUUGGGGGACGGGGUGAACAUGUGGGUGGCGGAGUGUGCUGGUGAGGUCAGUUGUCAGUAGCACGAAUAGAAUAGGAAUUAUGGAGAACUACGUGGGAGUUGGAAAAAUAGAGGGUGGAAGAAGAAUGAAGAAAGGGAGAGGUCUAGAGGGUUUUUUCUCAUGGCAGUUCUACUUGUACGUCCUAAUAACUGAGAUCUACCAGGCUGCCAUGGAGCCUGGCACGCGCUAUUGAGUAACUAUAGCUGUAGGCAUUUUAAAGUGCAAUUCUCUUAUUUUCCAUCAAUUGUAAAAGGCACUGUUCAUCUGCUAAGAAACAGUGUCUUAUUUGAGUGGUGGCCUAUUUCCUGUGUGCAUAGCAGCUUUCCAAUUUGACUUUAGGGUCAAGUUGCUUUUCUGAUUCAUUUGGCUGAGUAGACUGAAGUGCGAAUUGAAAAGAGAAACCCAUUUAAAUAUUGUAUAAUGUGAAAAGGGUGAAUUCUGUAAUAGGAAAAGGAGAGGAUUAGCGGGUAAAGGAGGUCGAUUGCUGAUUUUGUCCUUGACAUUAUUAAGAUGUGGUUUUGAGGGUUCUGGUGUGUCUGUGAAUGAUUUGGAGUUGAAGUUCCCCAGAGUGUUCCCAACUUCCUCAAACUAAUUACACUAAUGAUAUCAAGAGUGUUUUGAAAAGCCUCCCGCGUCCACCCUGCACACAUUUCGUUGCCACGCAGGCCUAUUUGCUCAGUAUGCUCCCCUCAUAAUAACUUCGGAUGCCUCCCCUUUACCUUGAGUAAAUAUCAAACAGAUCUUGAUAUCUAUAUCUGUCUCAUGAAAUAUACAUCCUCGCUAACUGUGCCCAAAUGAUUAAUUUACUGCUAUGUGAUGAUUAGCAUAAAAACCUCAUCACGACACGAGACAGAAAUGUUAUCAACUAAUUGCCCUUUGAAGUGAGGGAUGUUUUUGCAUAGAAAUUAAUGAUGCAUGCUUACUUCUUAAUUCUCUGUUAAACCAGAAAACCCAGGACUGUUUUCUGUUCAGAACAGAAAGAAAUUACCUUUGAAGUUUUGGGGGUUUUUGGUUUUUUUUUUCUUCUCUCUCCCUUAGAUGAUCCCCAGUUCAGCAGAGAAAUGGUUGGGAAGCAAUGGUUAAUGGAGUUCUGUACACAAAGUGAGACAGGUGAACUUAGCUGUCACCAAAUCAGGUCUUCCAACCAAUCAAUUACACAACUUCAGGCAAAAGCCUUUUCCCUGGACAUUAGAGCCUCCCCGUGGCCCUAACACUUGACAGAUCAACACACAUAUAUAUGCAGCGUAUCCUAAGUGUGUGCAAGUCCUUUGGAGAAUCUGACGUUCUUAUUGUCAUCGGUGGUCAUUCCAGGUCUGCUCAAGCAGCCGCACAACUACCUGUGUGUUUGAUGGUACUUCAGUAGGCCUUGUUCUAUUUUCCAUCUUUAAAGAACAUUUUGCUGUGCCUUAGAUCUUGAUAAUAAAGUCAUGCCCUAACCCAA